Molecule: messenger RNA, 1637 nt
Organism: Piliocolobus tephrosceles (Ugandan red Colobus)
Lineage: Eukaryota; Metazoa; Chordata; Mammalia; Primates; Cercopithecidae
Gene: OR1F1
Product: olfactory receptor family 1 subfamily F member 1
Biological process (GO): G protein-coupled receptor signaling pathway
Cellular component (GO): membrane
Molecular function (GO): G protein-coupled receptor activity; olfactory receptor activity
Source: RefSeq, a predicted model, not a curated record
UGUAUUUUUAGUACGGACGGGGUUUCACCGUGUUAGGAUGGUCUCGACCUCCUGACCUCCUGAUCCGCCUGCCUCGGCCUCCAAAAAGUGCUGGGAUUACAAGCGUGAGCCACCACGCCCGGUCUGGAUAUCUUUUAAAAAGGCGAGGUUGGCUGAGGAGCCAGCAGCGCAGAAAUGGAUGUAGAUGUGGGCAUGUGACUGCCCAUCAGAUUCACCUGACUCAGCCUUUGGCACAAGGAAGAAGAGACCAAGAGGAACCUUUUCUGGCAGUGGUAGCCAUUGCAGCAAGAUAGAUUCCUGGGGCAGCAGUGGCAGCAGUGCUACUACUGUCACCUCAUGUCCAGUGAUAACUAUGUCAAAACUAUGAACGGCAACAUUUAUCCUUGGAGGCAGCAGCUGCAUUGGUAUUAUUUUUUUCACUGUAGCUGCUGUGUCGUCAUCCGAGCCUGGUUCUCCAGCUGCCCAGGGUUUUUGAAAGGUUUGUUAACAUGGCCAUGGUUGAAGCUUGACUUGUUGCAUCUGGAGCCUCAGCUUCUACAUUGCUGAUCUCUGUCUGUCUUAUCUGCAUCUGGGAUCAGGCCCAUGAGCAGGACAAACCAGUCGAGCGUCUCCUAGUUCCUCCUCCUGGGAAUCUCCAGGCAGCUCCAGCGGCAGCAUCUCCUCUUCGUGCUUUUCCUGAGCAUAUACCUGGCCACCGUCUUGGGGAACCUGCUCAUCAUCCUGGCCGUCAGCACGGACUCCUGCCUGCACACCCCUAUGUACUUCUUCCUCAGCAACCUGUCCUUUGUGGACGUCUGCUUCUCCACCACCGUCCCCAAGAUGCUGGCCAAUCACAUACUUGGGACUCAGACCAUCUCCUUCUCUAGCUGUCUCACGCAGAUGUGUUUUCUCUGUAUGUUUGCUGACAUGAACGAUUUCCUCCUGGCUGUGAUGGCCUAUGACUGCUUUGUCGCUGUGUGCCACCCCUUACAUUACACAGCAAAGAUGACCUAUCAGCUCUGUGCCCUGCUGGUCACUGGAUCACAGGUGGCCAACUUGAAUGCUCUGCUGCACACACUGCUGAUGGCUCGACUCUCAUUCUGUGCAGACAACACCAUCCCCCACAUCUUCCGUGAUGUGACUCCCCUCCUGGAACUCUCAUGUUCAGACAUACACCUCUAUGAGGUGAUGAUUCUUACUGAGACUGCCAUAGUCAUGAUCACCCCAUUUCUUUGCAUCCUGGCUUCCUAUAUGCACAUCGCCUGUGCCAUCUUGAGGGUCCCAUCCAUGAAGGGAAGAUGGAAAGCCUUCUCCACCUGUGGCUCCCAACUGGCUGUGGUUCUCUUCUUCUGUGGUACCAUCAUAUCUCUGUAUUUCAGCCCUUCAUCCUCCCACUCAACUCAGAGAGAUAUAGCAGCUGCUGUGAUGUUCACAGUGGUGACUGCCAUGAUGAAUCCUUUUAUCUACAGCCUGAGGAACAAGGAUAUAAAAGGGGCUCUUGUAAAAGUGAUUGCUCUGAAAUUCUUUUCUGUUUAAUAAUGAUAUGGGCUAAGAAAUUCCUAGAAGGAGUUAAUUUCUGAGAUAAUUCUGUUUAUUUUUUCUACUGUAUGAAACUUAGCAUUGUGUGUUUGUUUUGAGACGGAAUCUCACUCUGUCAC